Messenger RNA from Falco peregrinus (peregrine falcon), 4873 nucleotides. It is a transcript of the gene NOS1AP, whose product is annotated as nitric oxide synthase 1 adaptor protein. NCBI's taxonomy places the organism in Eukaryota, Metazoa, Chordata, Aves, Falconiformes, Falconidae. The record is from RefSeq and is a predicted model, not a curated record. Bases 93 to 1589 code for a protein of 498 amino acids. The transcript has 10 exons. Gene Ontology annotation, molecular function: nitric-oxide synthase binding.
CGCCCCGGGGCCGGCCGGUGGCGAGGGGCGGAGGUUCCGCGGCGGCGGCGCCGGGCGCGCUGCAGGGGCAGCCCGGCCGCCGCGGGGCCGCCAUGCCCGCCAAGUCCAAGUACAACCUGGUGGACGACCGGCAUGACCUCCGCAUCCCCCUGCACAACGAGGACGCCUUCCAGCACGGCAUCUGCUUCGAGGCCAAGUACAUCGGGAGCCUGGAUGUGCCGCGGCCAAACAGCCGGGUGGAGAUUGUGACGGCCAUGCGGCGGAUCAGGUAUGAGUUUAAAGCCAAGAAUAUCAAGAAGAAGAAAGUGAGUCUCAUUGUGUCGGUGGAUGGCGUGAAGGUCAUUCUGAAGAAGAAGAAGAAGCUUCUUUCAUUGCAGAAAAAAGAAUGGGCCUGGGAUGAGAACAAAAUGCUCGUCAUGCACGAUCCCAUCUACAGGAUAUUCUAUGUGUCUCAUGACUCCCAGGACCUAAAGAUCUUCAGCUACAUUGCCAGGGAUGGGUCUAGCAAUGUCUUCAGGUGCAAUGUCUUCAAAUCCAAGAAGAAGAGCCAAGCCAUGCGUAUCGUCCGGACGGUGGGACAGGCAUUUGAGGUCUGCCACAAGCUGAGCCUGCAGCACACCCAGCAAAAUGCAGAUGGGCAGGAGGACGGAGACAGUGAGAGGAAUGGGGAUGAUCUGGAUGUCCCAGCCUGCCGCCUCACCAGCGUGGAGAGGGCAGCCGCCUCAGCAGAGGAGACGGACAUUGAUGCCGUGGAGCUGCCGCUGCCUGGAGCCGACAUCCUCGACUUCAGCCGCGGCGUGACUGACCUCGACGCUGUGGGCAAGGAGGCGACCGCCUAUGCCGACGCCAAGAGCUGCCUCCACCCUGAAGAUAUCUUGACGGCGUCGCCCAAAAUGCUGCUGCCCUCGUCCGCCCAGCUGCCUGACCUGGGAACACCCCUCUCUGCCCACCACCAAAUGCAGCUCCUCCAGCAGCUCCUGCAGCAGCAGCAGCAGCAGACACAAGUAGCCGUGGCACAGGUCCACUUGCUGAAGGACCAGCUGGCUGCGGAGGCAGCAGCGCGGCUGGAGGCCCAGGCUCGUGUGCACCAGCUCCUGCUCCAGAACAAGGACUUGCUGCAGCACAUCUCGCUCCUGGUCAAACAGGUGCAGGAGCUGGAGCUGAAGCUGGCGGGGAACACCACCACGGGCUCCCAGGACAGUCUGCUGGAGAUCACCUUCCGCUCCAACGUCCUCCCCGUCCUCUGCGACCCGACCACCCCGCAGCCCGAGGACACCCACCCGCCACCGCUGGGCUCUGGCUCAGGCUUCCCCAGCACCCUGGGCAGCCCCAUAGGUAGGAACGACUGUCUGGUGAAGCUGGAGUGCUACCGCUUUCUGCCAGGCUCGGGGCCACCCGCCCCGGAGCCAGCACUGGGCAGCCUGGAGCUCAUCAAGUUCCGCGAGUCGGGCAUCGCCUCCGAGUAUGAGUCCAACACGGACGAGAGCGAGGAGCGCGACUCCUGGUCCCAGGAGGAACCGCCGCACCUGCUCCAUGUCCAGCCCAGGCAGGACCUGGGUGACAGCCUGGAGGAUGAGAUCGCGGUGUAGGGGUCAGCAGGAGGUGGUGCAGAGCAGCCGGGCCCUGCCGGAGCUGGGGUGGACCCUGGCCGUAGCCCCCUGGCCCUGGCAGGGAUGGGACAGCCCAGAGGGAGAGAGGGCAGAGAAGGGAGCGCGAUUCUUCCAGCCCGCGGCCGGGAGGUGUGCGGAGGUGAGGAUGCAGCCGUGCCGAGGGGGUGCGCUGGGUGUGCUGCGCUCUGGCGUGCAUGGGCUUGUGUGCUGAGCUGGAGUGUCCCCGCUUCGCAUCGGACAGUGAGCUGACAGCCGCUUGUGCUACCCCUUGGUCCCUGAGCUCCACAAGAUGCCUUUCAAGGUUGGGCAGAAACAAGGGGCUCCCUGCUGGAUUAGCCACUGCUGCUGGUGGGGCAGCAGUAAAGCAGGUGGAGGUUUUCGCUGGGAGAAUGAGAGAGCAGGCAUGGGGCAGUGAGCAGGGACAAGAGGGACCAAGGAGGCAGCGUCAGGGCAGUGGGCAGGGACAGAGCUGCUGGUGGGUGGUCUGGCUCUCUGCGUGGCGGAGAGGGUGGGGGACGAGGCCAGGGCCAUGCUAGCGGGGUGGUUGGGGUUGGUGAUGGUGCGCUGUCAGCGAGGGCAUGUGAGAGGUGAAGCAGCGGGAGAUGAGCCUGGGAAGGAGCUGGAAGGAUGGGAUGAGGUGAGGUUGUGCAGGGUGGCCGGGCACAAGCAGCUCCUGGCAAGGUGAUGGUGUCUGUGGCGCUUCCAGGACAGGGUUUGUCCCAGCCUAAGGCAGAGGGAGGUCACACAGGCACUGCCCACUUCUCUCCCAGGCUGCGGAGCAGAGAGGAAGGCAUGGCUUGGUGCGGAGCAGGGAGCCAGGGCAGACAGCACGGGGCUGUGGAGUGUCCUUUCCCUCAUUGUCCAGUCCUUGGGCUCCUUGGUAUGGCUGCGAGGUUUCAAAGCCUUUCUGGUGCUCUCAAGUCAUGUUUUCAAGCACUUCCCUGCACCCCCCAUCACCACAGGCUCCCUGCUUUGCUUUGUAGAAACCCCUCUCAUUUCCCAGCACUUGUUUGCUCCCAGACCAGGGCUGGGGGAUGCAGUGCUGGUGUCGACCUUGUGCAGGGAUGGGCACAUUUGCCACCCCUUGAUGGGGAGCAAACUGCUUCUUCUGCAGUGGGGCUCCUUCCUGCCUCUGGUUUGUACCCUCCAGAAAAGUGAAUCCAAGACCUCAGAAUCCCCCACCAGAACCCAAGGUAACCAUGGCUGAGAGCCGCCUGGAGAUCAUCCCAACCUCCAAGGGAUCCAGAGCUUGUUUCUUUUCUACAAACACAUUUAUUAGCUGCCUGUUGCUGCAGCCUGUAAGAGGCCACAGCUGAAGGGGUGUGAACCAGUCCUAAUGUCCCCCCUGCUCCCUGUGGAAACACUCGAUGAGGUGGGAAUUGGCACCGUUACCUUCCUCCCCAUACACCCUUCUAUCCUGCUUCUGCUUUGCUUUGUUGCUUCCCUGCUGCUCUUGCCUUUGCCAGCUCUGUCUCUGCUAGAUCUGCCUGCAACUAACCCCUAGCUGAGGAUCUCCCAGACAUGAACUCUUGCUCUCCUCCAGGGCUUAGCCCAGCUGCUGAGGAAGGUCCAUCACUUCUUUCUGCCCUUUGGAACUGAGAGCUGCUGAGGAGUGAGGUGUGGGUGAGACCCUCGGGGUCGGUACGGGCUGUGCUAUGCACCCUCUGCUGCAGGAGGCUGGGUGCUGUGAGGAGUAGAGUCCUAGUGGGAGGGAUGGAUGUGUUUCGGUGUCCCUAGCAGUGGCCUGGUGUCCAGGGGAGCCCCCUGCACUGGCCAUGGAGGAGGCAGAGUGGGAGUGGGUGCUGUUUGGGACACGGGUGCUCCUGUCCUCUGGCCACCAAUACCUCCAUAUGUCCUGUCCCACCCUGCUGUGUGCCAGCCCCUCUGCUGGGGACCCCGACACCCCACUGCCAGCUCACAGUGGUUGGAGGUGAAAGCAUGGGGUGGGAAGCUGGUCUCCCCAGAGGGAAGAGGCGGGGAUGACAGCAUGCACAGGACGUGGUGCAGGCAGCGUAGGGAUGUGUGGGUGAGCUCAGAGCGCGACUUCCAUGUGGGCAGACAGAUCGCGCAGGAGAGGGGACUGCAGGAGCUUGGCCCUAUGCACAGGGCAGGUGAAGGGAAAGCCUGGGAGGAGCAGCAGCAGGCAAGAGCUCUCUUCCAGGCUGUGCUGUCUCAGAAAGCAGCUAGGGCUGAGCCAUCUCCCCACACCACUGCUCCUGCCCGUCCCUGCCACACAUGCCCAGCCCAGGCUGUGCCCCACAAGGAGCUGUCGGGACCAGCCGCGGGCUCAGGCUGCUGCCCAGCGCUCUGCCCGCAGGGGACGGUGGUGGGUGCCCCACAGGCUGAGGGUGCUGCUGGAGCUGGAUGGGACCCUGCCAGCGUCCCGCUGCACCACAAGUGUACAUGUGUAAAUGAUCCUUCUCCUCAGUCAGCGCUGCCUCCAAAAUGCCUCUCUAGCCUCUCACUUUUGUUAUGGGCCUUGACUGGGGAUUUAUAGCUAUAUUUUUUUGUCCUUUCUUUUCCUACAACUGUUGUGUUACUAACUGUUGACUCAAUCUUAUCUGGGAAACCAAUCUGUCAAUGUAAGUGCACUUAACCCUUGGGUGUUGUCAUUAGUCGACUGGCUUUUGCUAAAUAAAUCUUUCUAUUUCUCAAGGCUUUCUGUUGUCUCUUCCUUCUCACUGACUCUCUUUCUGUACUUCUCUCCCCCUCCACGCUGGGAGUCAGCACCGGCUGUGGCAUCCCUUGCACAGACCCCUCCAACCUAAGCACCCUCCCCAGUGGGACCCUCGUUUGUGCCCACCAGAGCGAGGUGCCUGAACAUUGCUGGGAGUAGCGGGGGGUUCAGCCUUCCCCUUCCGCCACUGCACAGCCCAGGCUCGUCUCAGGGCUGACCCCACAGCUCAUGGGUGUCGGGGCACCCCCAGCAUCAGCAGAGCUCCCUGCAGAGAUGCUAAGCGGCGCUUUCAGGGGCUCGUGCGAUUUUUGGCCGCUGGGGAAGGAGAAGUCAGGAAGAGCCUCUUAAAGGAUGGCGGAAAUGUUGUGCAGGCAAGAGCAGCAGGCAGACGGGGCUGGCUGCUCCUAAAACGAUUUAUUCCGGCGCCGGCAGGAGCAAUGGAGCAGUGCCCUCCCGCGGCGGCUGCACCGCUGGCUGGGCUGCACCGCUGCCUUGGGAGCUGCAGCCUCCUGCGCCUUGCAGGGCCUUGAGCUUGCGGUAGUACACCUUGCAGCUGUAGCCCUCCUGGGAGCUGUGCUGGAUGUGG